Messenger RNA from Blepharisma stoltei, 4525 nucleotides. NCBI's taxonomy places the organism in Eukaryota, Ciliophora, Heterotrichea, Heterotrichida, Blepharismidae. The record is from the annotation of a GenBank genome assembly.
AUGAUAAGCAAUGAGCCAAGCUCAAUCACAACUUUAUCUAGCAAAGCAAGCUAUAUAGAUUACUAUGAGGAAAGCUUGCCCUAUAAAACCUUAAAAGUUGAUAGCAAAGCUAAAAAUACAAUUCUAGAAGCAAUUUUCGAGGUCUAUCUGCUCUGCUUCUUUAUCAAGAGCCCAAAGCGGCAGUCUAUUAUAAAGCAAAGAAUUAAAACUAUUUUCAUUAAUAUCAUAUUUGCAUGCCAAAUUAUUAGCUUUUUAUGAACCUCAAAUACUUCAAUAAACGGAUGAGAAAGUAACGUAAAAGUUUGAAAUUAUAUUGGCUCUUUGCGAUUUGAUAAUUUAUGUAUUUAUUUUGAUGCAAUAGAUUUGUGUCUUUACUCUUCUAUUAUGCUUUCCUUUACAUGUAUAUUUGGAGCAGCUCUUAUGGUAAUUGCUAUUUUAUUGAAAAGAAAGAUAUCUAAACUUUUUGCUCGGGUUUUAGGAGGAUUUUACUUUUUUUUUUCUGAUUUUAUUUAUAUUCCAUCUAUAACUUUACUUUUGAUUUGUGUUAAAUAUAGUGUGAGUACGGAAACUUAUGCAUUAGAAUAUCAGGAAAAUAAUAAAGCAUCAUCUUUUCAGCUAUCACCUAUAUUGAUACCUUGAUUAUUACUAUUGCUUAUUUUUAUAUUUUUCAUUGUAUUGCUAAAAUCGGCUUUUUGCGGAGAUACCAGGCAUUCAAAAUUUCCAAAAGUAGUUUCUGCAAAAGCCCAUUCAAUAAUCGAAAUAUAUACAGUCCUUUAUUCUACAAUAAUAUCAGUAUUUUAUGUAUUUUUUGCUAUUAAGCACAUUAUUUUAUGUCAAAUUAUAACAAUGAUUUUGUCACUCGUUUUAGUUUAUAAAACAGUCAAAUCAUUUCCUUAUUUUUCACCAUUCAAUAACUGCAUUGUGGUGGUUAGAUUCUUAAUUAUUUCUACAGUAUCUUUUGCAUUCAUCUUUGGGAAAUGAAUAAAUACUGCUUAUGCUAUUUCUCUGCUAUCAUUUGUUUUUGUGCCAUCUUUAUCAUUGAUAGCAAUAGAAAUAGUUGUGCGUGCUUAUCAAAAAUCAAUAAGAAAUAGAAUAUUCUAUGUUGAAACUAUAAAAAAUGGAUAUGAGCUUGAACUUUUACUUCGCCAGUCUUUAUGAAAGAAAAAAACUGAGAUAGAUAAAUCAGUUAUACGGGUUUUUGCAGAUUGCUAUCUUAAAACUACUCUUCAUGAAGUAAAACUAUUAGCGAUAUGAGAAGCAAAUUUCUGCUUUUAUAGCUUAAAAGAUGAAACUUUAGCAAAAGUUAAGCUUCAUAAAGCAAAAUACUCUAGUUACAGUUUGGAAGGUAGCUAUCAUGAAUAUUUAUGCAGAAAAAUAUUUUCUGAGAGCGCUAAGCUUAAUGAAAAUACAAAAUUUUUGGAUUAUAUAAAUGAUUUCAAUAAGCUAAAGAAAGAAGAUGAAUUUUUUUGUGUUCUGCUUCAGGAUUUUUGAAGAGAGAUUAUAUUGAGAAAGCCAAACUUAAAUAAAAUAAAAUCAAUAAUGCUAAGGAUAUCAAAUUCAGUUUUAUUCCUUAAUCAAGAAUAUACAAGACUAAUUACUAGCUUUCCGAAAAGCUCAGAAACUCUUUUGUUAUAUUCAACUUUAUUACAGAAAAUUUUUUUUAACAAUGAAAAAGCGAUUCCUCUAUUGAACAGGCAGCAUUCUUUAAAUAGAAUACUUAAACAUGAAUUUGAGAAAAAAUUCAGUGUGUUUGAUGAAAAUAAUGGAAUUAUUUUAGCCAGCUGAGGAGAAAAAGAGGACCAAGGAAAAAUUUUUUUUGCUAAUCCUAGAGUCGCUGAUAUGGUGAAACAUCCUAUAGAUGAGCUUAUUGGGAAUAAUAUCUCUAUAUUUAUACCUCAUCCUUACGAUCACAAUUUUGCGAGCUCAAUGAAUUAUUAUCUUCAAUAUUGUUCGAAAUCUGACUUAAAAUUGCCCCCAUUUAUUUAUUUGCUUUCUCCAAAUGGCUAUUUAGUUGAGUUUAUGUUUAAAGCUUCAAUCACAUCAUUAUCAAAUAUAUUAACUCUAUUUAUUCUCUUAAAGGAAAGUAAUACAAAUCAUCAAAUUGCUUUGAUAUCUGAAACUGGAGAAAUCUAUGCACAUAGUGAACUAUUUAACUUGUACACAAAUUUGAGAUACCCAUUUUUAAAAGGAUUUUACAUUUUUGAUGUUUUUCCAAAUUUGAAAUUUUCUGAUAUUAUACCUAACACGCUUAUCAAGUUGCAAAAUAAAUCAGAAGAUACUUAUAUAGUAUUUUCAUUCUGGGAACUUGAUGGUAUAAAGAUAAACUAUGUAUUGAUAAUAGAUGAUCCUAAUGAACUCCAGGACUGAAACAUCGAAAAGUACAGAGAAAUAGAAGAUGUCUAUACACCAGUAGUAAAUAAAAUUUUUCCAUUGCCGAAGUUUGGUUUUUUAUCAAGUAUAUCAGAAUAUGAUAUUAUAAAAAAUGACCCCAGUGGAAAGCAGAUAAAAAAUGAAACAACAGGCAUAGUACAUUCAAAUGAUAUUACUCAACCAAAAGAUUGAGGAUUAUAUGAAGAUGAAGGGCCAACUCAUAGCAUAUCCCAAAGCUCUUCUGCAAUUCAGAAGAAAAAUCUUGGAAUAAAGCUCAGAGAAGAUGCAACUCGGACUAUAAAAAUUUUCAAUAUUAUUCUUAUAUCAGCGGUAUUUGUCAUUUAGAUUACUAUUAGUACACUAGCGAAUGUAGCAGUUGUGCUUUUCACUGUAAUUGAAGCAAUGAAGCUGAGUGAUUUAAAAAUAGCAAUAACUCUUGGAAAAUUAGAAUACUCCCUUAUUACUAUAGCUAACUCAAUCCGAGAUAUGCAAUUUCAAUUUCUUCUUUAUCCAAACGAGUUACCCAGCUCUGUUUCCGAUUUGCAGGUAAAAAUCAGCGAUUUAGAAGAUCUCCACGCAAAUAUUUCAUUUAAACUAUCUGACUGGGAUCUUUGCCGUGGAAAAAACAUUUUUAUAGAAGAAGCUGUUCCGGUAUGGAAAGGAAAUAUUAUUGAGAACGAAAAAUUGAUUAAUACAAUUUCUGAGUUUAUCGGUACAGUAAUUUAUAUAUAGGGAAAGGAUGUCAUAAGAAAAGCAAACAGUUUAGAAGAUUUCUCAUCUGAAGGUAAAUAUAUCGUCUCAAACGGAUAUGGAAGUGUUUUUCGCUAUACAAACAGUUCUCUUUAUGAUUUUGCUCGUUGCCAGCACGAAUCAAUUGUUGACCUCACUGAAAAUAUGAAUUACUUGCUGCUCAGCAGUUUUGCUAUUCUUAUUGUUUGUAUAGUUGUUCUAAUUCCGUUUACAAUGUCUAUUGAAAAUAUGUUUAACUCUUUCUGGAAUCAUAUAAAAGCUCAAGCAUGUGAUGCAUAUUUUGAUUUAAGGCAAAAUUGCUUAGAUAGACUAUACAGUAUCCACGGGCAAAAUGAUGCUCAAAACUUGCCUCAUAAUACAAAAUAUAUGAGCAAAACUGCCAAUAUGAAAAGUCCCUGAAGAUAUAUAUGAAGGAUCAGCUUAUUUUUAUUAUGUUCUUUGCUCUUUUUUUUGAUAAAUUAUGUGUACAUAUAUCCGAAUGGCCAUAAAUACGUAAAAAUGAGACCUCUACUUAUCAAAACUCUUAUAAGCAGAAAAAUUUCUUAUGUUAAUUUGGUUUCUUGGUCAAGAGAAACAAAACUAGAUGACCAGCCUUUAAGUCUUGAGCAUAUUUUAAAUACAUCUUAUCAGUUUCCAGAGCCAGGAAUAAAGCUAAAUUCACUGUACGCAAACGCGCUUUAUUCAAAUAAACUUAUAAGAAAUCCAAAAUAUGAAGUAUAUAGGUUGCCUGAUGAUGGCGCUCAAAUGUGCCAUCAUCGGGCAAAACCAGAGUGAAAAGGGGUCUCCGCACGGAAAUGGGUUCCACGUGUGGAGCCCUUUUUGGUGCAUGGAAGUGAGGAUUCUCCACGUGUCAAAAAGGGCUCCAACGUGGAAACCCAUUUUUCGUGUGUGGGGCCCUUUCCUGGUUUUUGCCCGAUGAUUGCACAUUGAGCGCCAUCAUCGGGCAUUUAUUAUAUCUUUUAAUUCUGAUUUUAUAAAAUAUUUUUAUGAGGACAUGAGCCAUCAAAAUGAGAUUUUUAAAUAUGGAGUGUACUCUGCAGGAAAUAUAAUUCUCUUUGAUGUCCAUUAUCAUUCUAUGCAUGAUAUGGAUGCUGAUAGUGAUCAGAAUCCAGAUAGAAAUAUGACUUAUAAAGAAGAAAAUGACAAAGAAUGGCUAUCUAUUACUGAAAAAGCAGAAAAUCUAGCAAAUAUUUAUGAUGAUCUUAUAAAUUAUGCUGAUGAUCAAAACAUGUAUAUAAUCCAAAGACAAGUCAUGUAUGUUCUUAUUGUUCUCGUAUUUUAUAUUUUGUAUUCAGCAUGCUUAUAUUUGUUUUUUUAUGUUCCUUUUCUUGCAAAGGAAAAAGCUAAUCUCAAAAAAAUGGAAACAAUAAUGACUUUGAUUCCAGCUCAUGAUAAUAAGCAUUAA